AUCACCCAACGCCCCUUGUCAUUCACCAUGGAACUCGAGCUAUCGCGAGACUCGACGACGAACACCGUCCUUAGAAUCCCAGGCGGUCGACCCCUAUACCACAUACACACCCCGAGUAUGUUCUCCAGGACCACGACUAUCUACAAAAUACCUGAAACGAAUGUACAACGAUACGAGGACGCGGAGAAGAUGACAGACGUGGAGCCAAAAGCUGAGGAGGAGAUGGCAAGGAUCUAUUGGCAUACGAUCUCGAGUUCGAGGUUGAUCUAUGAUGGAAGAGCCCUGGAGUUCAAGACGUUCUUGAAAUCGAAAGGGUUCCGCGGGGACCGCGUCUUCAUCGGGCCAGACGGGAAGAACUACAAGUGGCAUGAGGGAUGGAAUGGGCCUCGCUUGGAAUUAGCGGAUGGUUCCAAACCAGCUAAGACCGUCGCCAAACUUCGUCAAGGGAAUUUCUUCACAGGGAGGAAGGCGGUGCUCGAGAUUGAUCCUUCAGUGGAUCAUAUGCGCGACCUCGUCGUGAUCACUUUCGUAUUCAUUGAGACGCGGAGGAGGGAACGGGAGUUACAACAGGCUGCUGCGGCAUGAGGUCCUUAAGAUGCUUUCGUAGCCUGGCCUGCGAUCUCGAUAUCGGGAAGUCUAUGGACGAUCAAUGUUCAAAUAUUUCUACAGUGUACUGUAAAAUGCCUUAAUCUGUUAUAUCAUGGUUAGUAUCUUGCGCCUGUAAACACCUAGGAACAAAGCCUGUGGUAAAUAGGGUCAAACAUGUGCAAGCGAGAAUGUGAGUCUGCAUCUUCCACCUUCCAUCGUCCUCGCCGGCCAGCGCGCAGAUAUUACUCCUUGGGCUGGAGCGUCAAUAGUCUCCGGGGCCGGUGCGCAGACCAGUUGCCUAGUGUUGCAUGAUGCAUCGAUAAGGUUCUAAUCGCCACGUGGACGUCGCGUCU
Somion occarium is the source of this 941-nucleotide messenger RNA. NCBI's taxonomy places the organism in Eukaryota, Fungi, Basidiomycota, Agaricomycetes, Polyporales, Cerrenaceae. The record is from the annotation of a GenBank genome assembly.